AUGUCCCAGCGAACCGCCCUUGUCACAGGCGCCACGGGCUUGCUGGGUCGCCAAGUGUACCAAGCUUUCUCCUCCCCCGGAUCCAAGUGGACAGUCAAGGGGACCGGCAACUCGCGCGCAGACGGCGUGGAAAUCCUCAAGUGUGAUCUGAGCUCGGAAGAGGAGAUCAGCGCGCUGCUGUCCAAAGUCAAGCCCAACGUGAUCGUUCACUGUGCCGCCCAGCGCUUCCCAGACAAGGUCGACAAGGACCCUGAAGCCGCCCGGGCCCUCAACAUCACCGCGUCCUCCACCCUCGCCCGCCUCGCUGCACAGCACGAUGCAUUCCUCAUCUACAUCUCGACCGACUACGUCUUCCCCGGGCGACCGGGCGAGGCACCCUACGCCGCGAGCGCCACGCCCGCUCCCACCAACCUCUACGGGCAGACAAAGCUCGACGGCGAGAGGGCCGUCUUGGAGCACAAGGGCACCGUCGUCCUCAGGGUGCCUGUCCUGUACGGCACUGCCGACACACCCAGCGAAUCCGCGGUGAACACGCUGCUCGACACGGUCUGGAAGGUGCAGACAGAGGGCGCCCCCGUCAAGAUGGACCACUGGGCCAUCCGCUAUCCCACUAACACCGAGGACGUCGCCCGCGUCUGCCGCGACGUGGCCGACGUGUACCUGUCCCACGCUGAUGCCGCUUCCCUCCCCAGGAUCCUGCAGUUCUCCAGCGAGGACAGGAUGACAAAGUACGAGAUCUGCGAGAAGUUUGCCGGCAUCAUGGGCUUGAAGCUGGACGGGAUGGAGGCGAACACGGAGGGCAACGACCCCAACGCUGCGGUCCAGAGACCCUACGACUGCCACUUGGAUACCAAGGAGUUGAAAGACCUGGGCAUCAACGUGUCGACAAUGGACUUUGUAGACUGGUGGAGGCGAGAGGUCAGAGCGUUCCGGAAGUGA
Molecule: messenger RNA, 939 nt
Organism: Emericellopsis cladophorae
Lineage: Eukaryota; Fungi; Ascomycota; Sordariomycetes; Hypocreales; Bionectriaceae
Exons: 3
Coding region: 1-939 (312 amino acids)
Biological process (GO): S-adenosylmethionine biosynthetic process
Cellular component (GO): methionine adenosyltransferase complex
Molecular function (GO): methionine adenosyltransferase regulator activity
Source: RefSeq, a predicted model, not a curated record